Messenger RNA from Panthera uncia (snow leopard), 653 nucleotides. RefSeq names its product S-adenosylmethionine decarboxylase proenzyme-like. Gene Ontology annotation, biological process: spermidine biosynthetic process; spermine biosynthetic process. Bases 1 to 642 code for a protein of 213 amino acids. Gene Ontology annotation, cellular component: cytosol. Gene Ontology annotation, molecular function: putrescine binding; adenosylmethionine decarboxylase activity. NCBI's taxonomy places the organism in Eukaryota, Metazoa, Chordata, Mammalia, Carnivora, Felidae. The record is from RefSeq and is a predicted model, not a curated record. The transcript has 2 exons.
AUGGAAGCUGCACCUUUCUUCGAGGGGACCAAGAAGCUGUGGGAGGUUUGGCUCUCCAGGCAACAGCCCGACGCAAGCCAAGAAUCUGAGGAUCUUUACACCAUCCCAAGGUACGUGUAUACUUUGUAUUUCCCAGAGACUCAGGUAAUCAGUCAGCCAGAUCAAACCCUGGAAAUUCUGAUGUAUGAGCUUGACCCAGCAGUUAUGGACCAGUUCUAUAUGAAAGAAUGUGCGACUGCAAAGGAUGUCACUCUUGAGAGAAUUUGUGACCUGACCCCGGGUUCUGUCAUUGAUGCCACACUGUUCAAUCCUUGUGGGUAUUCAAUGAAUGGAAUGAAAUUGAAUGGAACUCAUUGGACUGUUCACAUCACUCUACAUCCAGAAUUUUCUUAUGUUAGCUUUGAAACGAACUUAAGUCAGACCUCCUAUGAUGACGUGACCUGGAAAGUUGCGGAAGUCUUCCAGCCAGGAAAAGCUGUGUCCACGCUGUUUGUAAAUAAGAGUUCCAAAUGUUGCACAGUGCUUUCUUUGCCCCAGAAGAUUGAAGGUUUUAAACAUCUUGAUUACCAGAGCGCUAUGUUCAAUGAUUAUAAUUUUGUUUUUACCAGUUUUGCUAAGAAGCAGCAACAACAGCAGUGUUGAUUAAUAAAAAU